Nomia melanderi (Alkali bee) is the source of this 1838-nucleotide messenger RNA. It is a transcript of the gene Ttc19, whose product is annotated as tetratricopeptide repeat domain 19. The record is from RefSeq and is a predicted model, not a curated record. Gene Ontology annotation, molecular function: protein binding. Gene Ontology annotation, biological process: mitochondrial respiratory chain complex III assembly. Gene Ontology annotation, cellular component: mitochondrial inner membrane. Lineage: Eukaryota; Metazoa; Arthropoda; Insecta; Hymenoptera; Halictidae.
UAGGAAAAAGGAUGGGUGGGGAAAGGGAUACUUAACGAUGCGUAGAAUAGUAUAGAUAUACUUCUACUGUGAUAAUUUACCGUGAAUGUGUCAAUUUGAUUAUUUCUUUGCAUACAUAUCAUUAUUUGCACACUAAUGAUUUAUCAUAUAAGAGAUAGUCAUUCUAUAAAAAUAAUUGUUUUAAUUAAUUGAAAAAAUUGGUUGUCUUUUAUUAUGUUGUUUACUAGGAAUCACAUACUUUUUUAGUGCAGUUCCGUAUACGUGUGCACUUAUUCACGCAGAAUACACAAUUACACGGUUAAUAAUUAAAUAUACAUAUUCAAGUUACUGACCAUACGUAUAGAUAUAGUAGAUAUAUAUACAGACAUACACGACCACGUAUGCUCGUACACAUUUCAAACUAGAGACUUAUACAAACAUCCAUUUAGGUUGCCUGAAAUACAUAUUAUAUAUACACAUACACAUACACAUGUGCAAUGGCUGUAUACACAUGAAAUAAGUAAUUGUCAUUACAAUAUUAUUAAGCAUACCAUACGUGCGUAUAGUCAUAUACGUAUUAUUAGAGAAAUUAUAUAACGAAGCGUAUGAAUGCUGUUAGUCUUGUGGAAUUGCAAUUAAAUAUUUUAUAUGAUGUAUUGUCGAAACAUAAUAGCUCAUGCUUUCAAACAUGCUCAAAUAUUUGCAAGAUCUAAUUUAAUUAUUACAAAUAUUUAUCGAUUAAAUUCAAGGAAAAAUGCCUUAAUAAUGUGUUUACCACAAAUUCACGAAAUACAAAUGAAUUGUAACAAAUUUCAUGAACAACGAAAGACGGCGCGAACGAAGUUUGUUGUAAUUUCCGGUACCUUUUUGUUUACUCUGUUUGGUUUCGGUGAUGAUGAUGAUGAUGAAGAGAAAGAUGCAGUUUUGCAAUUAGAAACGACAAUAAAACGAUCGAUUUUACUGAUUCAGAAGAAAGAAUAUAAAAAAGCUGAACAAAUGUUACAUGUUGCUUUGCGACAAGCACAACUUUUACAACAUUAUGAUGGUAUAACGUAUGUUUACGAUGUAAUGGCUAAUCUUGCAUUCAAGUUAGAUCAAUUUAACAAAGCAGAAAAAUUAUUUGUAUCUGUUUUACAAAGAUUAAUGUCCAAAGGAAUGACUGAAGAUGAUUUAGCAGUCGUUCAUAUUAGUCUUAAACUCGCUAACAUGUAUAGUAGAACAGGAGAAAUAAAAAAAGCUGAAAAUGGUUUCCAAUUUUGCCUACAACAGUUACAAAAGCAUAUGGCUAAGGAUAAUGAAAAUCCAGAUGUUCUACAAUUAGUGGGUUUAGCUUCAGAAUGGUAUGGUAGCUUGCUUCUUUCAGAAUCACGAUAUAUUGAUGCUCUUAAGUACCUCACUGAAGCAUAUAAUAUAGCUAUAAAAAUUCUGGGUGAGGAAGAUGAGCAAACUGUUAUAUUACUAAAUGAUUUGGGAACUGUAAAGUGUAUGAUGAAAGAGUAUGAUCAAGCUAUUGAAUAUAUAACUGAAGCAAUAAAAAUAGGAGCAGAAUUACCAGAUAUGAUUGACAUAGGUUCUAUUUAUGUUAAUUUGGGAAAUGUAUAUCUUGAAAAAGGAUUAUAUAAGGAAGCAAAAAAGAAUUGUACAGAAGGAAAACGAUUAGGAAAAUCACAAAAUCAUGAUAAAUCUGUAGAUGUAGCUGAAAAAUGUCUUGAGAGGAUAAAGGAAAUAAUGUCUCAGCAGAAAAGUAAAAAUAAUAAUUAAAAUUUUAUUAAUAAGAGUUUAAUUAUAAUUUAAUUAUUACAAUUAUGUAUAAUUAGUAAAUCAAGUGAAAUAGAAACAUGAUUUUUUAUUACAGUAUA